AUGGCCAACACCGAGAACGAGAUUCAAGACAAGGUGAAACAGGUCCUUCAGGGAACACCGUUCGCCGUCUCGUCGCUCACGAAACUCUCGGGUGGUACUGCCAACUUUAUGUACCAUGCGACCCUCGAGAACCCCUCCUCAGAGUACCCCGACGGUGUGGUCAUUAAACAGGGUGAAGGCUAUGUUGCUACUAACCCUGCUUUUCCUCUGACGACAUCACGGUGUGCCGUCGAGCAAGAGUCUCUCGUCCACCUUGCUGCCCUCCCUCCGGCAACAACACCGUCCUGCACCAUAUCCACACCCACCGUGUAUCACUUCAACAAAGAAACCAACACUCAGGUCCAAGAAUAUCUCACCAAAGCCGUCAGCCUCAAGGACUAUGCUCUGAAGCACUACGCCGCCCCAACUCCCGAGUCGUUCAAGCCUCAGUGCGAGCAGCUCGGCCACGGCCUCGGCGCUUGGCUCCGCGCAUUUCACUCCUGGAGUCAGGAGCCUGGGCAAGCUGCGCUUCGAGAAGUCUUUGCGGGGAACAAGGAGAUGCAGGUUCUUAAGAACAUGAUUAACUAUCAGCAGCUACUGCAAAAGGUAGAUCAGCACCCGACCAUUCUUGGUGAUUCAAGGGACGUUAUUCAGGGCAUCAGCGAUUUGGCUGCUAAGGAACUCGAGGAUGAGGCUGCUUUGAACGUCAUUCACGGUGACUUUUGGACCGGAAAUGUCUUGCUGCCCGAUGUCUCCAUUCAAGAGGGCACCCAGACUCCCAUCAGAAUUGUCGACUGGGAGCUAGCAGAACUAGGCAUCCGACCUCUUGACCUGGGUCAGAUGAUUGCCGAACUAUGGCAGCUGAAGCUAUACAAGGAUAUCGACGCUGGCGAGUGGUUGAUCAGGGCAUUUGCUGACGGCUACGGCGCGGUCGACGAUGAGUUCGCCUACCGCACAAUCAUCCACGUCGGCGUUCACCUGAUUUGCUUCGGCUCACAGACGCCGGGAUGGGGCACCCCUGAGCAGAACAUCGAGCUGGUCAAGGUGGGCAAGGAGAUUCUGGUCAAGGCAUGGAAUAAGGACCGAGAGUACUUCAACGACCAUGUACUUGGCAGUUUGUUUGGAUCUCGAAACUAG
This is a messenger RNA of Fusarium keratoplasticum, 1116 nucleotides long. Its product is annotated as APH domain-containing protein. The record is from RefSeq and is a predicted model, not a curated record. The transcript is spliced from 3 exons. The coding region runs from base 1 to 1116 and encodes 371 amino acids. NCBI's taxonomy places the organism in Eukaryota, Fungi, Ascomycota, Sordariomycetes, Hypocreales, Nectriaceae.